AUGAAUCCUAAACCAGAAAAAAUUCGAUCAGAAAAGCCCUCCUCUUCCUCUCCUUUGACCCGAGACCCAGAACACUCGAUCAUCGUCUCCGCUCUCACGCACGUUAUCAAUGGCUGUGAUAGUGAUGAUCCCACCACCACCGCUCUACUACAAGCCCUCCAGGGUUCCACAAGUGGGACCAAUAUUUUCCCGCCAAAUAUUGAAGAAGAGAAGGAAAAGAGUAAGAAGAAGUACAGGGGAGUCCGGCGGAGGCCGUGGGGGAAGUGGGCUUCGGAGAUACGAGACCCCCGGCGAGCAAAGCGGGUGUGGCUGGGCACGUUCGAAACGGGAGAGGCGGCGGCGAGGGCUUACGACAAGGCUGCCAUUGAGUUCCGCGGAGCCAGAGCCAAGCUCAACUUCCCAUUGUCAGAUUAUAAUAGAGAGGGAUCAAACUCGGAACGAAACCGAGAAAAUCAAGAGCUUAAUCCCAAUGCAAUUGACAAGGGACAAAUCUCACAGCUGUACGGAAGAAACAAGGAAGAGCUCAGACCCAACUCGUUGGAGAUGAAGAGUAGCGAGACAGAGACAAGUAUGGAAGAGAGUGAAGAGUUUUGGGAAGAUCUUCCUCCACUAUAG
This is a messenger RNA of Cornus florida, 615 nucleotides long. Its product is annotated as ethylene-responsive transcription factor RAP2-6-like. The transcript has a single exon. The coding region runs from base 1 to 615 and encodes 204 amino acids. The record is from RefSeq and is a predicted model, not a curated record. Gene Ontology annotation, biological process: regulation of DNA-templated transcription; ethylene-activated signaling pathway. Gene Ontology annotation, molecular function: DNA binding; DNA-binding transcription factor activity. Lineage: Eukaryota; Viridiplantae; Streptophyta; Magnoliopsida; Cornales; Cornaceae.